Molecule: messenger RNA, 3739 nt
Organism: Manis pentadactyla (Chinese pangolin)
Lineage: Eukaryota; Metazoa; Chordata; Mammalia; Pholidota; Manidae
Product: neuroligin-4, X-linked
Exons: 9
Coding region: 1096-3603 (835 amino acids)
Biological process (GO): synaptic vesicle endocytosis; postsynaptic membrane assembly; chemical synaptic transmission
Cellular component (GO): synapse; cell surface; postsynaptic specialization membrane
Molecular function (GO): signaling receptor activity; neurexin family protein binding
Source: RefSeq, a predicted model, not a curated record
CAGCUGGUUUGCGCUGGAAUUAGCUGCUCCUCGGCGUUCGCUUGUAGCUGUGGACGUGGUUUCUGUAGUGAUGGGGCCGACUGCGGAGAUCCAUUGGCUGGUGGCUUUGCAAAUUUCAUUCAGUUUGGUCCAAUAGCAGCGAGGGAUCGGGGAGCCGUCGGGAGCUCGCUCUUCAAUCUCUCCUUUUCUUGCAGACCCGUCCCUGUGUCUCAGCACAGAGCUCUUAUUCAGCCCUCGCUGCGCCCUUCCUGCCCCGGCCGCCCGUGCUUUUUUUUUUUCUUCCCGACCAGAAAGGCGAUUUACGCCAGAAACAACGACUUUCUUCCAAACGGCGGUGGUCCUCGCAUUCCUUCGCAAGAGCAAAUCGAGCUGGGAUUCCAGAGAGCCGAGGAGCCUGGGCGAAAAAAUACAUCCCCCGGAGUCACACAGACUCGCCCGCAGGGCUCCCCAGACAAAUCUGCGUGUGCAAAAAGAGCACAUUUCCGGCCGAGGAAGCAUUUCCACGACUAAAGGUAUCUUUUGGACCUACUACCCGGGGCAAAUUGGAAUGGCUGUGAACAUCUCUAUGGACCCCCAAACCUUCUGUUGUAAAGAUGAAAUUAUAUGGAGAGGUUCCCUUGAGACAUUGUCCUAGUGUGGAAUAUAUCAUUCUCAGCCCCCGCGUCUGAUAUUCUUCAAAAGGGACAAAUGUGCUGAGAUGGAAAAUAAAUCGAGAUUUCCAUGGAGGCAUUGUUAGAGGCAUCUUCUUAGAAGGACCAUGUAAUGGCUGACUGCUCUGCCUUGACGUUCUCAUAAGGAAUCCCUUCCCCUGGAGGUGUUGGAUGGUCUCUGCUUCCCUGGAGCAUCCCGCUCGCUGGAAUUGGGUUCCAGGAUUAAGAGAGGGCUGCUCCCUCGCAAUGGCCUGCCAAGACACCUGCUGGGUCUAUUCGUAACCCCGGGCUCUGUCUGCAAGGACUCCGAGAGGCUCCCUGGCAAGCCCGUCGCCUCUGCUGGGUCUUUCACUCCCUGCAAAGCCCUCUCUCUCCACGGGCUCGCGUCCCUGUUUGUGUGCGUGGCGUUGCAUCACCCGGGCCCCUGCGAAUGUGGCAGUGAACAAUGCCGAGCCCCAAGGGACUGGUAUGGCUCCCGUUCUUUACCCCGGUCUGCGUCAUGUUGAACUCCAACGUCUUCCUGUGGAUAACUGCUCUUGCCAUUAAGUUCACGCUCAUCGACAGCCAAGCACAGUAUCCGGUGGUCAAUACAAAUUAUGGCAAAAUCCGGGGCCUAAGAACACCGUUGCCCAAUGAAAUUUUGGGUCCCGUGGAGCAAUACUUGGGGGUCCCUUAUGCUUCGCCUCCCACCGGAGAGAGGCGGUUUCAGCCCCCUGAGCCACCAUCGUCCUGGAUGGGGGUUCGAAAUGCCACGCAGUUUCCUGCUGUCUGUCCCCAGCACCUGGAUGAGAGGUCCUUAUUACAUGACAUGCUGCCCAUCUGGUUCACAGCCAACCUGGAUACUCUGAUGACCUACGUUCAAGAUCAGAACGAAGACUGCCUUUACUUAAACAUCUACGUGCCCACAGAGGACGGAGGCAACACAAAGAAAAACGCAGAUGAUAUAACCAGUAAUGAUCGUGGUGAAGAUGAAGACAUCCAUGAUCAGAACAGUAAGAAGCCGGUGAUGGUGUACAUCCACGGCGGAUCUUACAUGGAGGGUACUGGCAACAUGAUUGAUGGGAGCAUCCUCGCUAGCUACGGGAACGUUAUCGUCAUAACCAUUAACUACCGCCUGGGGAUUCUCGGGUUUUUAAGCACCGGUGACCAGGCGGCAAAAGGCAACUAUGGGCUCCUAGAUCAGAUCCAAGCGUUACGGUGGAUCGAGGAGAAUGUGGGUGCCUUUGGUGGGGACCCCAAGCGAGUGACCAUCUUCGGCUCAGGUGCGGGGGCGUCCUGUGUCAGCCUGUUGACCUUGUCACACUACUCAGAAGGUCUGUUCCAGAAGGCAGUCAUCCAGAGUGGGACCGCCCUGUCCAGCUGGGCAGUGAACUACCAGCCUGCCAAGUACACUCGGAUAUUGGCAGAUAAAGUCGGAUGCAACAUGCUAGAUACCACGGACAUGGUAGAAUGCCUUCGGAAUAAGAACUACAAAGAGCUCAUUCAACAGACCAUCACCCCGGCCACCUACCACAUCUCCUUUGGGCCUGUCAUUGAUGGGGAUGUCAUCCCAGAUGACCCUCAGAUCCUCAUGGAACAGGGGGAGUUCCUCAAUUAUGACAUCAUGCUCGGCGUCAACCAAGGGGAGGGCUUGAAGUUCGUGGACGGCAUCGUGGACAAUGAAGAUGGCGUGACGCCCAACGACUUUGACUUCUCCGUGUCCAACUUUGUGGACAACCUUUAUGGCUAUCCAGAGGGCAAAGACACCUUGCGGGAGACCAUCAAGUUCAUGUACACGGACUGGGCAGAUAAGGAAAACCCCGAAACACGAAGGAAAACCCUGGUAGCUCUGUUUACUGACCACCAGUGGGUGGCCCCCGCUGUGGCCACGGCGGAUCUGCACGCUCAGUACGGUUCUCCCACAUAUUUCUACGCCUUCUACCACCACUGCCAAAGUGAAAUGAAGCCCAGCUGGGCGGACUCGGCCCACGGCGACGAAGUCCCCUACGUCUUCGGGAUCCCCAUGAUUGGCCCCACUGAGCUCUUUAGCUGUAACUUCUCCAAGAACGAUGUCAUGCUCAGCGCAGUGGUCAUGACCUACUGGACGAACUUCGCCAAAACCGGUGAUCCUAACCAACCUGUUCCUCAGGAUACUAAGUUCAUUCAUACAAAACCCAACCGCUUUGAGGAAGUGGCCUGGUCCAAGUAUAACCCCAAAGACCAACUGUAUCUGCACAUUGGCCUGAAACCCAGGGUGAGGGAUCACUACCGAGCUACCAAAGUGGCUUUCUGGCUGGAACUUGUCCCCCACUUGCACAACUUGAAUGAGAUAUUCCAGUACGUCUCAACGACCACCAAGGUCCCUCCUCCCGACAUGACCUCCUUCCCCUAUGGAACCCGGCGGUCUCCUGCCAAGAUCUGGCCCACGACCAAACGUCCGGCAAUCACUCCCGCUAACAGUCCCAAACACUCCAAGGACCCUCAUAAAACAGGGCCCGAGGACACCACCGUCCUCAUCGAAACCAAACGGGACUACUCCACCGAACUGAGUGUCACCAUCGCUGUGGGGGCAUCUCUCCUCUUCCUGAACAUCUUGGCCUUUGCGGCGCUCUACUACAAGAAGGACAAGAGGCGCCACGAGACCCACAGGCGCCCCAGUCCCCAGAGAAACACGACCAACGACAUCGCUCACAUCCAGAACGAAGAGAUCAUGUCCCUGCAGAUGAAGCAGCUGGAGCACGAUCAUGAGUGUGAGUCCCUGCAGGCUCACGACACGCUGAGACUUACCUGCCCUCCAGACUACACCCUCACGCUGCGCCGGUCCCCGGACGACAUCCCACUUAUGACACCAAACACCAUCACCAUGAUUCCAAACACACUCACGGGGAUGCAGCCUUUGCACACGUUCAAUACCUUCAGUGGAGGACAAAACAGUACAAAUUUACCCCACGGACAUUCAACCACUAGAGUAUAGCUUUGCGGUUCCCUUCCCUCCCCUCUCCUCCCCCCCUCCACCACAUCUGAGAAAGUAAGAGAGAAACGACAUCUCCACACAAGGAAUGUGUUUCAUCCCACUGACUUUGGACAGAAAAACAAAAACAAAAAACAAA